Saitoella complicata NRRL Y-17804 is the source of this 1205-nucleotide messenger RNA. Its product is annotated as ubiquitin. NCBI's taxonomy places the organism in Eukaryota, Fungi, Ascomycota, Saitoellomycetes, Saitoellales, Saitoellaceae. Gene Ontology annotation, cellular component: cytoplasm; nucleus. The record is from RefSeq and is a predicted model, not a curated record. The transcript is spliced from 7 exons. Gene Ontology annotation, molecular function: protein tag activity; ubiquitin protein ligase binding. The coding region runs from base 171 to 1205 and encodes 344 amino acids. Gene Ontology annotation, biological process: protein ubiquitination; modification-dependent protein catabolic process.
GUCUAGUCAGGGCCAGGAACGAGACUGUUCGAUUGUGCGCGGGUGGGUGAGUUACGCGCGCUAGCCCAGUUGAUGACGCAUCGCCGUAUAAGAGCCCCGCUCGCCCUCCGACGGCAACCCUGCUCUCCACUCCCUACCAUAACACCCCAACAGACAGUCAAUCACAUACAAUGCAGAUCUUCGUCAAGACCCUCACCGGCAAGACCAUCACCCUCGAGGUCGAGUCUUCCGACACCAUCGACAAUGUCAAGUCUAAGAUUCAGGACAAGGAGGGUAUCCCUCCCGACCAGCAGCGUCUUAUCUUCGCUGGAAAGCAGCUUGAGGAUGGCCGCACCCUCUCCGACUACAACAUCCAGAAGGAGUCUACUCUCCACCUUGUCGAGUCUUCCGACACCAUCGACAAUGUCAAGUCUAAGAUUCAGGACAAGGAGGGUAUCCCUCCCGACCAGCAGCGUCUUAUCUUCGCUGGAAAGCAGCUUGAGGAUGGCCGCACCCUCUCCGACUACAACAUCCAGAAGGAGUCUACUCUCCACCUUGUGUUGAGGUUGCGUGGUGGUAUGCAGAUCUUCGUCAAGACCCUCACCGGCAAGACCAUCACCCUCGAGGUCGAGUCUUCUGACACCAUCGACAAUGUCAAGUCUAAGAUUCAGGACAAGGAGGAGCUUGAGGAUGGCCGCACCCUCUCCGACUACAACAUCCAGAAGGAGUCUACUCUCCACCUUGUGUUGAGGUUGCGUGGUGGUAUGCAGAUCUUCGUCAAGACCCUCACCGGCAAGACCAUCACCCUCGAGGUCGAGUCUUCUGACACCAUCGACAAUGUCAAGUCUAAGAUUCAGGACAAGGAGGGUAUCCCUCCCGACCAGCAGCGUUUGAUUUUCGCCGGAAAGCAGCUCGAGGACGGCCGCACUCUCUCCGAUUACAACAUCCAGAAGGAGUCCACCCUCCACCUCGUCCUCCGUCUCCGCGGUGGUAUGCAAAUCUUCGUUAAGACCCUUACGGGUAAGACGAUUACCCUCGAAGUCGAAUCCUCGGAUACCAUCGACAACGUCAAAUCCAAGAUUCAGGACAAGGAGGGCAUUCCUCCCGACCAGCAGCGUCUUAUCUUCGCCGGUAAGCAGCUCGAAGACGGCCGCACUCUCUCCGAUUACAACAUCCAGAAGGAGUCGACGCUUCACCUCGUCCUCCGUCUUCGUGGUGGUCAGUAA